AUGCUUGCUGCAACACCUAAAGCAUUUAAAAGUGGAUUUAAGCCAGGAGGUUUCAAGAGCUUCAUCUAUUCAUGUAUUCCCAGCAAAGAAGAUGAUAGCCUUCCUAGCCCCGGAGAUGUCGAAAAUCAAGCAGGGAUGCAUCCCUCUGCCAGAUUCUCCUCUUUGGAGGGGAUUUUACCAUGUGUGCUUCAUAUGUGCAUGCCCAGAGCAUUGAGAAGUUGCUUGAACUGGCUCUUCAUGGUUAUUCUAGCCAUGAACAUAAUUAAGAAUUCCUUCGUCCUGUUAGGUUCAAAAACAAUGGAAGGGCUUAGGGAAAAAAAAGAAAUGCACUUGCAGGCAUUAAAGUUGCUAAAGAAAUUAAACAAAGAAGCUGGACCUGCAGUCUACAAAGGAUGGGGAGAAGAUCCUGGGAACUAUUCUAAAAUUGCUCGCAAAUUUAAAAAUGGGAGGUUGGUCAAGAAGUGUAUAAGAUCUCCCGUCAUGGUGGCCAUACUUAACGGGAACUAUGACUUUGUUAUCGAAACUAUAGAAGAAUUUCCACAGCUGAUGCUGUCGACAGAUGUUGAAGAUGGGGGGAGUAUGCUCCAUCUUGCUGUUCGAGUACGCGAACUGGAAAUCUUUAAACACUUGCUAAGAAUGAGAGAGACUGUCAUUGAAAGCACCGAUGCAUUCGGCAACACUGUCCUGCAUAUUUCAGCCAAAUUAGCCCCGUCACAACAACUCAACACAAUUGCUGGUGCUGCACUCCAACUACAACGGGAGUUACAGUGGUUCCGGAGUAUAGAACAAUUGACACCAGAAGUACUUCAAGAUGCCUUAAAUUUUGAGGGUAAGACAGCUAGCAAUGUGUUUUCUGAGGAGCAUGAAAUGUUAGUUAAGGAGGGUGAGAGAUGGAUGAAGGACACAGCGACGUCUUGCACGGUUGUCUCUGUGCUCAUUGCCACAAUGGUGUUUGCCUCCGCCUUCCAAGUUCCAGGGGGGAUCAACAGCAAUGGCUUGCCUAACUUACUCCAACACACUCCUUUCAUGGUUUUCACCAUUUCCAUCGUCAUCGCGCUAUCUACUUCCCUAACUUCAGCAGUCAUGUUUCUCUACAUCCUCACCGCCCGUUAUGCAGAAGAAGAUUUUCGAUUGGCCCUGCCAACAAGAUUAAUUCUCGGCCUCGCAGGUGUAUUUAUAUCAAUAAUUGCUAUGAUGGUGUCUUUCACUGCAACAAUUUUUCUGAUGCUCAGUGCGAUUAAAAUGCCGUGGGGUGUCUUUGCAGUCUACAUCCUUGCGUGCUUCCCAGUCACCAUCUUUGCCAGCAUGCAGCUUCCUCUGUUCAUUACUUUGGUGAGAUCUACUAUUUGUGAAAGCAAUCUUUUAGAAGAAAAGAAAGGAUCAAGUCUACUUAAUCAAGUUAAAGCCAUACUUCCUUGCAUAUCUCGCUGUAAUAUGUAUUCUACGUUGCAGUAA
Amborella trichopoda is the source of this 1455-nucleotide messenger RNA. Lineage: Eukaryota; Viridiplantae; Streptophyta; Magnoliopsida; Amborellales; Amborellaceae. The record is from RefSeq and is a predicted model, not a curated record.